CAAGCAUGGUACUUGCACCGCGGAUUUGGAAUUGAUCGGAAGUGACCGAAGAUAAGAUUCCAAUGGAAUGAAUUGGAUAGUUUUGACAGCCGGAGCCAAGAAUGGGGUACAGCCUAGACUCAAGUGAUCGGCCAAGUCGAGAUAACAUUUCUUUGACAGCUGAAAUCCUUCCCACUUCAGACUCAUUUUCGAUAUUCCCCUCAAGGCGCAUCUUUCAAGAUGGGCUUCAUGGAAAGAUUCGAAGUCGCUUCUGAGACUGAGUUGACGAGAUGGAUCAACGAUGAUAUCAAGCCGAUUGAAGCCGGGCGCCGGACUUGGACGUUUUGGACAUUUCACAACUACUGGAUAUUGGUGAAUUCUAACAUCUCGACCUACUUGACUGGAAGCUCUCUCAUCGCCUUGGGAUUAACUUGGUGGCAAGCGAUUAUCUCUAUUGUUAUUGGAAACAUCCUAGCCACAAUCUUCGUUGUCCUAAACUCAGUUCCAGGUGCAUACUACCAUAUUGGGUUUCCAGUCGUCAAUCGCUAUGUCUGGGGAAUGUACGGCAGUGCAUUCGUGAUCUGGAAUCGAAUACUUCUCUCUCUGGUGUGGUACGGUUUCCAAGCUUGGAUUGGAGGAGAAUGUCUCUAUGUCUGCCUCAUGGCCCUGGAUCCCAACCUUGAAAAGCACAUCCCGAAUCAUAUGCUGGCGUCCACGGGCAUGACAACAGCACAAUUUGUCGCUUAUAUCAUCUUCAGCAUUGUGUCUCUGCCAGUCAUCUGGAUUCGACCCCACAAGCUCAAAAAUUUCUUCUACUUCUCCAGCGCCACCAUCCUUAUCUUUGAAAUAGUGCUUCUUAUUUGGGCGCUGGCAACGAUGGGUCCAGAAGGGUUUGGUGAUACGAUCUCUAGUACACCAACAGCCGAAGCGAGCAGUACCGGAUGGCUCAUUGCUUAUGGAAUCAUCAGCACAAUUGGCUCUAUUGCGGCUGGGAUUCUCAAUCAGAACGAUUACGCUAGGUUCGCCCACAAACCUCGAGAUGCCAUAUUGGGACAGAUAUUCAGCUUUCCUCUGUAUGCGGUCAUCUGUUCUAUUAUCGGCAUACUUGUCACUGCGGCAACCCAAAAUAGAUUUGGAGGGGCUCUCUGGAAUCUUCCUGAUAUCUUUACGACGUUGAUCCAAAAUGGAGGAUCGAGAGAAAGAGCCGCUGGAUUCUUUGCUGGAGCUGCACUCGUCAUUUCACAGAUUGGAGUCAAUGUCCCAGGCAACGCUCUCUCUGGUGGUUUCGAUCUCGCGGCAACAUUUCCAAGGUACAUCAACAUUCGCCGUGGGGCAUAUCUCACCGCACUUGUCAGUGUUGCUUGCAACCCAUGGAGACUUGUAAAUACUGCAACAACUUUCAUUUCAGUACUUGGAAGCUACAGCGUGUUCUUUGGACCAAUGACUGGACUGAUGAUCUCGUCUUAUUUCAUUAUCAACAGACAGAAGAUCAAUGUCGACGAUCUGUUCGUGGGAAACAAGCAAAGUGUAUACUGGUAUACUUGGGGUGUCAAUUGGCGAGCUAUUGUCGCCUGGAUAUGUGGCGUUGCUCCCUCUAUGCCUGGAUUCGUUGCUUCUGUACAGCUAUUAGUGUCCGUUCCUAUCGGGUUGACUCACCUAUACUAUAUCUGCUUCUUGAUUGGAUUUGCCAUCAGCUCUGGUGUAUAUUGCUUGUUGCAUUUUAUUUUCCCAGCUAAGGGACUGAAUGACUUUGUGGCAAGUAGUCCGUCUCCUCGGUCUCUGAUGGCAGAGUAUCAGGAGAGGUGGGAUGGAGAAAUUUCCGGAGUCAGCGAUAUUGACAAAGAUGCUCGAGUGGUGGAUCGAGAGAUCAACUUCAAUUGAAGUACUGAAUAGUGUC
Messenger RNA from Mollisia scopiformis, 1876 nucleotides. Its product is annotated as NCS1 nucleoside transporter family protein. The coding region runs from base 220 to 1860 and encodes 546 amino acids. The record is from RefSeq and is a predicted model, not a curated record. Gene Ontology annotation, molecular function: nucleobase transmembrane transporter activity. Gene Ontology annotation, biological process: nucleobase transport; transmembrane transport. Lineage: Eukaryota; Fungi; Ascomycota; Leotiomycetes; Helotiales; Mollisiaceae. The transcript has 5 exons. Gene Ontology annotation, cellular component: plasma membrane.